Molecule: messenger RNA, 3612 nt
Organism: Venustampulla echinocandica
Lineage: Eukaryota; Fungi; Ascomycota; Leotiomycetes; Helotiales; Pleuroascaceae
Exons: 2
Coding region: 1-3612 (1203 amino acids)
Source: RefSeq, a predicted model, not a curated record
AUGAUCAACACAAGGCCUCGCUCCAUCUCCUCUCCCGGCCCGGAUUUGGAAGAUACCACAGGAACAUUGGUGCGCCACGCGAGAUCUGCAUCUUUUCAAGGCAGGUCUUGCUCCGAGAGUUCUAGGAAAGUCACCAGUGAUGCUUUUGACGAACUCCUCAUUCGGUUGCGGCAGAAAAACAUUUCCACGGUGCGGAUAAAAAAGCAUGGCUUCCAAUGGCUUCUCGAAAGAUCACAAAGAUCACCGGGUGCACUUAGUAUCUUCCAGUCGUUUCAUGCAACGCCCAUGACAGUAUCAAAUCGAGAACUAAAAGAGAUUCUUAACCUGGAAGUCUCCUCACGUUCCUCGUCGCCCACAACUCCUGGUCACCACUUCUAUUUAAGAUCUUGGUCUUUGUCCGCCGAUGGACUCUCGAAAGUGUUGAAUUACAUGACCGAUAAUGAAGACACGUUUUCUGAAACUGCUAGAUGGCGAGAAAUCCUUGAGCUACACGACAGCAACAACAUCUAUCGGCCGAAGAGUUUCACGAUUCGGUACAUUGGGACUUGCAAGGGGCCUAAACGCCCUUACGAUCGCUUUGUCAAAGAUAUUUGCGGCCUAGAUCAAGGCAUUCUCCACGAAUUUAUGAAAGUAAUGCAACUUUUGAUGCCAGAAGAGUUCCAAAAUGCUGAGGUACAUCUGAUAAGUGGAGCAUCGCUCAUAUUUCAGGCACAAUACCACGCGGAUGAUAUCGAAAGAGUUCUGAUCGAGUUUUUCGGGCACAAGACUCUACUAAAUCGCCAGUCUGGUGGGAAGCAUUCAGCCUAUGUCCCAAACAGUUCUGAUACUACCAAUUUCCAAAGACUACAUACCAGAUUCUACAACAAAUUUCACCAAAACAGCUCCAUCGCAGAUGGUGAAAUGUCUCAGAAACUUGGCUUGUUUUUCGAUCGAUUACAUGACUUUGCCAACAUAAACCCCAUGAUAACAGGAACUAAUAUCCACCGGUAUACCCACUCGUUGAAAAAGAUCCAAAUGGAGCAAGCAAUUCCCCGGCUCUACCGCGGAACCUUUGCACUGCAUGUGACUUUGGGGAGAGACAUUACUCUGAAGGAUUACAUUUCGGAGCAAGCUUUCCUAAGAGGAACCUCUCGGGCUGGGCAACUUGCAAAAGACUUUUUGCGGCGGCUGGCUCACGCUGAAGCGAAGAGCAAUGGAGAUCCUUGGAAUGAUUCAGACUUUGAUGUCUCAAUUUUUCCAUUCGUCAAUCUUUGGCCUUGGUUGAAGCACCAAGGACUAGAGGUUGCCUGUUCCUUCACCCGGAAGUACAUGCAAAUUGUUCGCCCUCUGGUCUUGAGCUCCCACAGCCGACGCGUCUGUGCGAUUGUGCAGAAUAACCUUCUUCCCGAGCAUGGAGCAUUUUCCAACUCCUUCAUAUCUCAAACUGGGGAGCUGGCACUUCAAUAUUAUUCGGAGCCAAAUCCAGCAGGAAAUUUCAACGAUGAGUAUGCCUAUAUACACAUUCCCCACAUCGACCCAGGAAGGGAUAAAUACGGAAGCUUGGUCACAGAACUGAGGAGGGUCAUAGACCUCACGAAUCAACUGACCUUCCUAGUCUGCGACAUAGCUAUGAAAAUUAUCGAUCUCAAUUCAGACAAAUCUAUUACCCAAAGCCGGAAGGAGCUUUGCAAUACCAUUCUUGCUCAUACAAGAGCCUUUCUAGAAGGAUCAGAACAUGGUCGGCGCUUUACCCACUCUCUCACUUCAGCCAAGAAAGCUCUCCAGUCUCGCUUUGCAACUACGUACAACAGAAUAUCUGGAGAAGAUGCUCGCUCUAUUUUAAGUGGCAGAGGGAGAAGUAAGAUAAGAGCUAUGGGAGAAGCAGAAGGGGAACCAUACAGUCCACAGCGACGACAACAACUAGAGAAACUUUGGGGCCAACAUACUGCCCUCCACAAAGUCAUUCCUUUCGAAUCGAGGAAUAAUGAAGUAUGGAUCAAAGAAUUUUUGCCACUUCAACAACAGCAAUCGUACUUUUUAGCAGCAGCCAGUCGCCUUUCACCUGACGAUUACGUAUCUUACAUGAUUGAAAUAUUCCGUCCAUCUUGGGCAGAGGAAGAUUCAUGGCUUCGCACGAUUGGUGUUACAACGAAACUAAUUAUGCUAUCUGGACUGUGGAUUCACAAACAGAUGGGGGUCAAAAAAGACUUUAUAAAGAGGCAUUUCCCCGAUGAAUUCAUCACCACUUCGCGAAUGCAAGGACAUGAGAUCGGCGUGCACCCAGACAAGGGUAGGUUCACAUUGCGAUGGAAGAAGAUCGAUGGGACUUCGGUCAACCUCCGCUUGACUUCAAGCGUUUCAAUCCCUAAAACUGAGACUGAGAUACGCGCUAUAUCAUUUACGGAACAUGGCAUCGAUAUCGUUGAUGCUUGGGGAGCUCCCUUUCGACCAAAAACUCACGACGGGAACUUCAUACCAGCUACAAUUCCUCGAAGCUCAUUUAGAAAUUUAGAGAAUGGGCACAUCUUGAUUAACCUGUGGACAGAAGUUCUCAAAUAUCGAGGAAUUUCUAUACCUUCUCUAGAAAUUAGAGGAGACAUGAGGGUUUGGCAAGGCCCUCUGGGAGUGGCCAGGAUAUCAGCUGUUGCGAAGAAGGAAAUCCCAAUUCAGAAUCGACCGCCUAAGCUUCUUGAUGCCAACUAUCUUCUCAACAAAUUUUUAGACGAAAGAUUUCCCCAAGGAGGUGUUUUUCGCACUGCACCAAAAGAUCGAAUUCCUACAUCCACGGAAGACCUGCAGGCUUUCGUAGCCUUUCUCCGAAGUCCAGAAUACGCUUUACAUCCCUACACAGAAGUUUGGCUUGCAGAUUUGGGCAGUAAUAAACCAAAAGUUGCUGUUCUUUUCAAAAAUAUCCAAAUCUACAGGGAGUGCCGGAAGGAACAUAGUCAGAAGUACCAAAAUCACUUAAAGCACUUGAGGGAAAAGCAACGUUACGUUGGGGAGACAAGUUUCCAUAUCGGCCCGAAACAAUCGCCAAAUGGUUAUUUUGCACAAUCAACAAGUCUUCUCAAAUCUACCAGCUUAUUGACGCUUAUAUCUCAGCAAAACCAGCAAAGAUCGCCAAUCAGCGAGGGCGGAGGCGGAAACAAGACUAGCAAAAGCCUCCCAUUGGAAGACAACGACCGAUUUAAAGCAUUUCGGCAUUCCACGCAAAAGUCGACUCCGUCCUUGGCCGGCCAUUCUCAUUCAGUAUUCCCUUCCAAGGGGGGAAUUCAACAAGUCCAUCAAGAGGAAUUGCACGGUAACGGCGAAAGGAAGGCGAGAGAUGAAAUGAAUGUUGAGGCUAAGCAAUGCUUUAUUGAAGAUGGAGAUCAACCCAAGCAUUCCAGAUACUCCAAACCUGUGCUUUCGUUCACUGAUGAACCUCAUCCAUUCUUGCCCCCCAAGACCAAGUCCCAUGCAUACUCGCGAGACGGACUUGGUGGCGCGGCCAACACUGAAGACGAGAACGACGUACAGAUGCGAGGCAUAAAACGUCCAAUGGAAAACGAUGAGCAACUUCAACACUGCACUUACGCAAGCAACUCUCGUCACGAAACUAGAAGGCGGAAAGAGAGGCGGACAAGAAUGUAA